Drosophila innubila is the source of this 1184-nucleotide messenger RNA. RefSeq names its product transmembrane emp24 domain-containing protein 5 (gene opm). The transcript has 2 exons. NCBI's taxonomy places the organism in Eukaryota, Metazoa, Arthropoda, Insecta, Diptera, Drosophilidae. Gene Ontology annotation, biological process: intracellular protein transport; Golgi organization; endoplasmic reticulum to Golgi vesicle-mediated transport. Gene Ontology annotation, cellular component: endoplasmic reticulum; Golgi apparatus; endoplasmic reticulum-Golgi intermediate compartment. The coding region runs from base 120 to 845 and encodes 241 amino acids. The record is from RefSeq and is a predicted model, not a curated record.
AUCGAUGAGCGAUAUUUUUAAAAAUAGUAUCAACAAUCACAGUAAGUAUAUCGCCAUUUUAAGGCACGCCGAAGAGAGAGAUUCGCAUUUUUGAUUUAUAUUAAUUGAAUGAAAUCGAAAUGCUGAAAUCGAUGAAUUUGCUGCAAUUGCUGGGCAUAUCGGCUCUGUUAAUUCUUGGGCCAACAAUUCCGCCUGUCAACGGCUAUGACAAAGAGAUGACGGUUUAUGUGGAUGCCGGCAAGAAGGAGUGUCUAUAUCACAAUGUCAAGGUUGGAGAGAUAAUAGACUUUGAGUAUCAGGUGAUCGAUGGCGGACACGGUGAUCUGGACAUUAGUUUCUCGCUGCUGGAUCCCAUUGGUCUGAUCAUUGUUAGCGACUACAAGAAACCGGAGAAUAUGCACCAGCAUGAGGUGUUAAAGGAGGGCGAUUAUCGUUUCUGCUUUGACAAUAGCUUCAGCAUGUUUAAUCGCAAGACGGUCUUCUUUGAGCUGAUUGUGGAGCGUGAGGGGGAUCCCAAUCAUGGUGAUCAGCAGUGGAAGGAGGUCGAUGAGUUGACGGGCCUAACUCCCGAGGAAUUUUACGAUAUGAAGGUGCAGGAUAUUAUGGACUUUAUUGGGCGCAUACGAAUGCAAUUGACCAAGGUCAGACAGCUGCAGGAUCUGUUGCGUUCCCAUGAGGCAAGGGAUCGCAAUCUGGCCGAGGCCAACUUCCAGAAGGUCAACAAUUGGUCAAUGCUUCAAGUCAGUGCCAUGAUCGGAGUUGGCCUCAUCCAAGUCUUUAUGCUGCGCAGCAUCUUCGAAACUCGCGGACGCAUGCAUCACUUUUGGAGCAAAUUGGGCAUUUGAUGAGGCAUUGAUCGAUUCAUCAUCAUCAUCAUCAUCAUUGUCAUUAUCAUUGUCAUUGUAGCAUUUACCAAAGAUGUUGUUUGCAUUCUCAUUCGACUGCAAAUUGUUAAAUAUUGUCACAAGCUCCUUAUCAGUGUCAACAAUAUAGUUACUAGCUCUAAUUAGUUGCGUGUAUGUUCUCACCCAACUCCUCCCCCCGUCUGUGUGUGUGUGUGUGUCUGUAUGUGUGUCUGCAUUUAUGUAUUAUACAAAAAUGAAAUAAAAGCAAUUGUAAUUUAAGCAUUAUAUUCAGGUUGCUCCAAUGAUAUUUAUCAAAUAAAGUGUUGAUUUAAAGUAAUA